UUGUUUGCUGUGGAUAUCGUUUGGACACCCCAGCAGGCUUUAUUCCAGGACAGUCAGGAGGAUUCCUGUUACCCGGAGGAGAGCCAUUUUAGGAGCUUUUACUACAUUUGUAGAGAUGUCAAAGGACAAGCAGACCCGAUCCGCCCCUUCCCCCACCCCCUCGGAUCUAUCCCUUCAUAGCAACGAGGAGUGGGAGCCAACCCAGGAGGCGGAUACGACCGCCCAGGCAUGUAGUGACCAGCCGCGGUCAAGGGCCCAUGAGAAGUCCAAGAAAAAGCCUAGUAGAAAGGCAAGAAGCCAGCCAGAGGAGCAGUCGGAGGAGGAAGCCUCUGGUGAAGAUGCAGGACAGAAAAAGGUGCGUGGACCCAGAUACACUGAGGCGGAAAACUGUACCCUAGUGGAUUGCGUCGACAGGUCCUACGACGUUUUGUAUGGACCAAGGGCACAGACAACAGCAGCUAGGACAAAGCGAAGCAUCUGGGAAUCCAUUGCGAGUCAAGUCACUGCAAUAUCUGGAAACCGCCGGAGCACCAGAAAUUGCUUGAAGCGGUACAGUGAUUGCCGCAGACAGACCAAGAAGAAGAUGGGGAUUCAGCGCCGACAUGAGACAGCUACGGGAGGUGGCCCGGCUCUCAACCUGAAGUGGCUACCCUGGGAGGAUGUUAUUAGAAGGCGCAUGAACCCUGCCAUGGUCGAAGGAGUUCGCGGAGGUGUGGACUCUAGCCGUCCUGCUGGCUUUCCCGAGGAGGAAGAACCGCCCAGAAGACGGAAGAAGGCGGGAGAUAAGCCGUCCAAAAGGAGAUCUGAUGGUAAGAAUACAUUCACAUGA
Pseudophryne corroboree (corroboree frog) is the source of this 829-nucleotide messenger RNA. RefSeq names its product myb-related transcription factor, partner of profilin-like. The record is from RefSeq and is a predicted model, not a curated record. Gene Ontology annotation, cellular component: nucleus. The coding region runs from base 116 to 829 and encodes 237 amino acids. The transcript has 3 exons. Lineage: Eukaryota; Metazoa; Chordata; Amphibia; Anura; Myobatrachidae.